AUGCUGUCAUAUAUUCGGCGAGCUCAACGACGAAGAAUGUAUCAAAGAGCCAACUCGGACAGUGGAUGUAGUCCCAACGAACCAGAAUCACCAAGUUCGCCGGUAAAUUCAUCGGCAGCAAACGGACAGAAUAGCGAAGGGUUUCACUUUUAUGCAACCGUAAAGAAACAAAACUCUCUACCCGAGGUUGGAACGAAAAGUUUACUGCAGAAAACGAGGGCAACUGAAAAACGGGUGGAAAAAAUAAAUGACGCCGACAGUGUGGAUUUGACGAAGAAAGCGACAGGCGAGGAAACAGCGUUUGAUCAUCCUUAG
Molecule: messenger RNA, 315 nt
Organism: Porites evermanni
Lineage: Eukaryota; Metazoa; Cnidaria; Anthozoa; Scleractinia; Poritidae
Source: the annotation of a GenBank genome assembly